This is a messenger RNA of Suillus plorans, 468 nucleotides long. Its product is annotated as ubiquitin family-domain-containing protein. Gene Ontology annotation, molecular function: ubiquitin protein ligase binding; protein tag activity. Gene Ontology annotation, biological process: protein ubiquitination; modification-dependent protein catabolic process. The transcript has 2 exons. Lineage: Eukaryota; Fungi; Basidiomycota; Agaricomycetes; Boletales; Suillaceae. Gene Ontology annotation, cellular component: cytoplasm; nucleus. The coding region runs from base 1 to 468 and encodes 155 amino acids. The record is from RefSeq and is a predicted model, not a curated record.
AUGCCCAUCCACAGCGCCGAGAAGGCCACCAUCAAAUUUUCGGGUGCCAUCCACCCAAGGAAAUCUAUUAUAAUCCGGAUCCCACACGCAUCCCACCUGACCAGCGGCGCCUCGCCCUUACCGGCAAAUGGCCUCUCCACCUUCCGCCUCCUUAUCUGUCUCCACGGAGGCACCCUCACAUUGGAGAUGGAGUCAUCGGACACCAUCGACAACGUGAAGGCGAAGAUCCAGGACAAGGAGGGCAUCCCAACUGACCAGCAGCGUCUCACCUUCGCUGGAAAGCAGCUCGAAGAUGGCCGUACUCUCAGCGACUACAACAUCCAGAAGGAGUCCACCCUCCACUUGAUCUUGCGUCUUCGCGGAGGCACGCAGAUCUUCCCCCCGACGCUUUUCAUCCCCCCCCCGCUACUCAGCAUCCCCCCGUCCUCAGCGACUACAACAUCCAGAAGGAGUCCACCCUCCACUUGA